Molecule: messenger RNA, 3339 nt
Organism: Chelmon rostratus (copperband butterflyfish)
Lineage: Eukaryota; Metazoa; Chordata; Actinopteri; Chaetodontiformes; Chaetodontidae
Product: ankyrin repeat domain-containing protein SOWAHC
Exons: 14
Coding region: 141-1292 (383 amino acids)
Molecular function (GO): protein binding
Source: RefSeq, a predicted model, not a curated record
ACAUGUACUAUACAACAAAUUAGCCCAGAGGAAUGCAUAAUGGCUGAGUGAGAAACAUCAACAGAAAAGAAAACCCCAUUUAUUUUUUAUUUUUGUUAGCUGAGUUUAGUCUUGAUCCAGGUGGAUCCGGAGACGCGGAGAUGAGUGAUGUGAGUGAGGAGUCGCUGCUGGAUUAUUUCUGCUCCACCGGAGGCAGCUCAGGCAGAGUCAGAAACGCAGACUUACUGAGGACAUUUAAGCCUUUUAUUGGCCAUAGUGACUUGCAGCUCCGCGCUAAAUACAGAGAGGAAUUCAAGCUCAUCAUUGACCGAAUUGCUGUGGUGAAGUCAGAGAAUGGCGAGAAGUAUCUCGUCCUAAAGAAGAAAUACAGGCAAAUGCUGCACGAGCGAGACACCAAGCAGCCCAGGACGGACGGGGACGGACAGAGGCGUUCGAGUCCGGCCAGAGCUCCGGCCGCCACGCAGUGGGACGCGACGGACGCCUCGACUUCUUCUCGCCACCAGGCGGAACAACAGGAUGAGCCAAUGUCAUGCGGAGAACCCGACAGUGCUGCAGAGGACCUGCAGACUGGAGACGCCCUCAUGCAGCGCAGUCUACCACAAUGUCCCGCCAUCCCAGUCCAGGAACCCAUGACGCAAAGCAACGGGGAGGAUGAGCUGGACAAAGAUUCAGGGUCAAAGUCCGAGUCGGAGCAAGACGAGGAGUGUUCGGGCAGUAUGGGCUCCGCUGCUGUCGCUCUGGAUCCAAUAGAGAAGGAGUGGAUCUACUCUGCUGCCGGUGCUCGAGUCCCUGACCUCUCUCAGCUGCUCAGACAGGACCCCUCGCUGGCAAACAAGAAGGACUUCACCUCAGGGUUUACGGCUCUGCACUGGGCUGCCAAACAUGGCAGCGAGGACAUGGCCACUCUGGUGGCUAACGCCGGUGCUGACGUCAACACGAAAUCACAUGGGGGAUACACGCCUUUACACAUUGCAGCGUUACAUGGUCAUCGGCACAUUCUAGACCUGCUCAUAGGGACAUACGGAGCUAAAGAAAACUUAAGGGACUACAGCGGCCAUCUUGCCUUCCAUUAUCUGAACAUCAAGGAUGCAGAGGGACCGGAGGAAGACUGCGAGCUGCAGUUUCAAGUCACUCAGGCCAGAGAGCGGAACAGGAACAGGAAGCUGGUCUCGCUGUUUCACUCCAAGAAGAAGUGGGGCUCAGCGGAGGACCUGGCUCCGAUCGAGGAGGAGAGGACGGCGUCUCAUCAGCUCGUCCUUCCUGCGUUCAGACCCCGAAAAUUCUCCCGCUGAGCAAAAACAGGCACUGGGGACGAUUCCCUGCACUCAUAUUUACACACAUGCUGAGAACCUGCAUGUAUAUACAUAUCGGGAGUAUUAAUACGUGUAAAUUUGUUACGCACACACACAGACACUAACGCUUACAGACACGUUCGCUGAUGCACCUGAAUGCCUCAUCAAAGCAGCGAACACAGAUGCUUUAACAGCGACGGAUGUGCUGCUUUUGUGUUCACGCUUACCAACUAAAUGUUUCUACAAGCCUGUAAACCUGAAUGAAUGUUGCUGAAUGUUACUCAUGCCUUACAGUUUUCAGAUGAGCUCAGGCCACAUCGCCAGGACCGAAGACGUGUCCAGAUGAUCCACAUCCGGUGUGAAAACACCAAAAGCAACAACGUGUGAAAACUUUCUCGCCCGUCUGCGGCUCUCAGCCUCGAGGCCCAUUCACCCCCACUGAAAACAAGUCACAAAUAUACACUUUCAUCCUUUAAAAGGCUAAAUUAUUUACUUUUUAGCAAGCAUCAUGUGUUGCUGUAUCUUUAAAAUGUCGUUCAGGGGACGAGUGGAGCUCGAGGCUUCAGAUCCAAACAGUUCAUGUUAGUUGGAGGCAAACAUUGUCGGUUUAGCUCUUUGAUUUGUUGACAGAAGGAAAACAACCAGAUUUGUCGUUGAAAGGGUCCGACAGGUAGUUCUGGCCCAGUUAAAAUCUUUCAUAUCUGUCUGAACAUUUUCCAAAACACAAGCUGUUUGGCUGAUGUCCUGCCUUUGACGUAGCCAUUGAUUUACAUUCAUGCCAGUUUGGCCUUAUAAGCAGUGUGCAGAGACUCUGAAGGUGAUCCGUUAUGGUGAAAAUGUUAACUUUGUAUUGAACGCAUUAUUUUUUAAUUUACGAUGACACUGUCAGCUAAGGGACUGUAUGGAAAAUAUCAGUGUAGGGAGGAGGGUUUAAAUUUAUUCUUCACUUUAAAAAAAAAUCAAGACCCUCCACAGUGAUUUCACACUUAAUUUGGAAAUAACUCCUGCAUCCACCCCCCAGAAUCUUAAGAUAAUAUUACUUAUAAUAAUAUAAUAUACUUAUAACUCGCACAACUCAAUUCACUAUUAAUAAAGAGCUUUGAGGUGGUGCACCCUAAACUUUACAUUUAACCAUAAUAUAUGAAUGGAAAAGUAAUUUUCAUUAUUUUUGCAUUUGAUCCUUUUUUGAAAUCUUUGGUGAGGAAAAAUGAAAAGACUCUCUCCCCCAGAAGUAAGAAAAGGAUAAAUAACACUCCCCCGUCUCUCUAAUUAAAGUCCUGCAGUCCUUCAUGUUGAUGAAAAUCUUGAUCGUUCAGAGAAACUGAAACGCUUUUAUUGAAGUUUUCGCUCACAUUUUGUUUUUUGUUUUUUUCUGGGUCUUGGACAGAGUGGCACCCAACACUAACAUAUCAGUGAGUCUUUAACUUCCUGGUCAUAGUGAUUAAUUGGCUGUUUCGAGGAGGAUUCGGUCUCCUGCAAGUUAACUUUCACACUGUUCUGAAGACAUUUCGGAAGGAAACGAAUGAGACGCUUUGCAGAAUGGUGCCGGUAGUGUAAAAAACCAUCAGUGUGCCACUUUAAACCUGAGCCACUGCUGAAACUUCGUUCAUGCCAGCUGAUGUGUUUCCUCCACCACUCUCAGUUUGGACUCUGCACGUCUGUCACGUCCCCGCUGGUCAGUGUCAGCCUGUCAUUUGUUAUUUUUUUAUUGACGUCCCUGCAGAUAAUCUGACCUCUUUGCAGCUCUGUUACUUGUUUAAACUCUGGUGUCAAAGUGGUGACUGUACUUUAAUUUGUCCACCUCCUGUGUAUGAAAGUGCUGUGUUAACGUUUGCAAAACGCACGUGCGCGGUCACAUUGUGAAGUUUGGUUUAAAGGUUUUGCUUCAUUGUAACUAUUCGCUUAUAAUCAGCUGCCAUUGUAAAAGCUGCAGUUACGCUUUUAGUUAAUUGUGUAAUUGAAACUAAAAAACUUGCCUGCAUUGAAUCUUUUGCACAGUAUUUAUACAAUGAAGAUAUUUUGGUAUUAAACAUUAUUUUAUAUCAAA